AUGCGUUGUUCGGAACUUCAAUACGAUAACAAUGGAAAGCUUACAAUCAACUUCGACUAUAGAAAUUCCACAGCUGUGUGUAACCUUUCACAAUAUGCCUCGAGCGUCCGAACAAUACACUUCAAAAUCAAAUUCCCAACCCCGAACUGCAACGACUCUGAUCUUCCAAGGGUCACAGGAGAAAUCGAGGAUAUUGUCAAGGUCAUCAACAACGAAUUCACAAACGUGUCCCAAUUCGAUGUAACGUUCUUCUUACACAGACUCGAUGUAAAUCAGCUUUCGAGUGCUCUUGCCUUUCGAAGACUUGGUCUCAGAGGAUGCAAAUUGACUUACUUUGUCGAAGGUGAGUGGACAGAUACAGUUGAUAUAGAUUCGGACUGGCUUGAAGACCUUGAACCUAUAUAUGGCGCGCCGAAUUACAGUAACUAUUAUCCCAGCGAUAGCGAUGAGGGGGAAAUAUGGAUGGCCUCGGACUCGGAGUAG
Molecule: messenger RNA, 483 nt
Organism: Botrytis deweyae
Lineage: Eukaryota; Fungi; Ascomycota; Leotiomycetes; Helotiales; Sclerotiniaceae
Exons: 1
Coding region: 1-483 (160 amino acids)
Source: RefSeq, a predicted model, not a curated record